CUCUCAUCAGUUUAAUAAAAAAGAAGAACCAAAACAUUUCCUUAGUUUCAUAAAAAAAAAAGCAAUGGCCUCUACAGCUACAUCAUCUUCCGGAGCUACAUGUUCGAGAGCGACAUCUUCCACACCAGGUGAGAAGGUGGCACUCUUUUGGGACAUUAACACUUGUCCAAUUAAGAAUUAUUAUGCCAAUCAUCUAGAAUCUAUUAAUACUGUUUUAAAAGAGAUAAAUCCGAACUACCGUGUCUCCACUACAACAAAAAUCAUAUGUGGAGAUAUCAAGAAGUGCAUGAAUGAAGCGACUCAAGAUUACUUUAGGGAGUUGGGGUUUGAGAUCUGUCAUGCAGAGGAGAGGGACCCACGGUGUGAUUUACAUGAAAAACGUAAACCGGAUAAUCCUGAGCCAGCUUUUGCAUUAUUGGUAAAAGUGAUGGAAUUUCUAGUGGAACGUCCUCAUCAUGCAAAAAAUAUUUUCAUAAUUUCUGGGGAUUAUCGUUUUAAACAUACUAUGAAGAUGUUGCUAGAGAGUAAUUGGACUACCUUUUUAGCCAAGAAGAAGGAUUCAAAUACUAAAAGUACGAAGUAUGCAACGUAUACAUGGAACUGGGAAGAUAUUGAAGGUUGAAGAAGAGGUCGCAAGUAAGCCCCUCUUUCCAGCAAAAAAGUAAUAUUAUCUUCUAUUUUCUGUAUUUCAUUCAUGUUUUUAUGUAUUCGAAUAUGUAUCUCAUAGUAUAUGUAUUGGCUUGUAUGGUUUGUAUGAUCAUAACUAUAAUGUCCUUUUUAAAAUUAUAUUUCUAUCAAAUUUUUCAGUUCUAUCA
This is a messenger RNA of Camelina sativa (false flax), 815 nucleotides long. The record is from RefSeq and is a predicted model, not a curated record. NCBI's taxonomy places the organism in Eukaryota, Viridiplantae, Streptophyta, Magnoliopsida, Brassicales, Brassicaceae.